This is a messenger RNA of Thalassophryne amazonica, 1265 nucleotides long. It is a transcript of the gene jam2b, whose product is annotated as junctional adhesion molecule 2b. Gene Ontology annotation, biological process: leukocyte tethering or rolling. Bases 118 to 987 code for a protein of 289 amino acids. NCBI's taxonomy places the organism in Eukaryota, Metazoa, Chordata, Actinopteri, Batrachoidiformes, Batrachoididae. Gene Ontology annotation, cellular component: cell surface; tight junction; protein complex involved in cell adhesion. The record is from RefSeq and is a predicted model, not a curated record. The transcript has 10 exons.
GUAAUUCAAACUGGUAGCUGCAGAUGGUUUGAGGUAAACCAGUCCCAUCCAGACUGAGCAGACACACACAGACCUCUGAUCCAGAUUCAUCCUGACUCAACACGAUCUGCAGUAAAGAUGCUGCUGCCUCUUUUCAUCAUCACUUUAUUACACAGUCCUGCCUGCCUGUCGGUGACAGUAAGCAGCAGUAAACCCAACGUGGAGGUCCACGAGCACACUGAUGCUGUUCUGUCCUGUGAAUUCAGGACAGAAAAAGACCAGAACCCUCGAAUAGAAUGGAAGAAGAAAGGAAAGGCUGUGACGUUUGUGUAUUUUGAUCACAAAUUUACUGGCUCUUACGUGGGACGGGCCAAGAUAGACGGCGCGACGCUGACCAUCCACGCCGUUACCCAGAAGGACUCGGGGGAGUAUCGAUGUGAGGUCACUGCCAGCGAAGACCACAUCACCCUGGGAGAAACCACCGUCACCCUCACUGUGCUUGUGCCUCCUCACAUCCCGUCGUGCGACGUUCCGAGCUCUGUGUUUGCAGGUUCCGAUUUGGAGCUUCUCUGUAAGGACAAGCUGAGCAUACCACCUGCCACCUACAGCUGGUACAAAGACAACAAGGCCCUGAGCGCCACAGCAGACUUGCCUUACAGCAUCGACAAACAGAAGGGCACACUCAAGUUUAAGAGUGUUUCUAAAGUGGAUGCUGGCAUGUACCGCUGUGAGUCCUCUAACAGUGUGGGGGCGCCAAAGAGCUGCGUGGCUCAACAGCUGAAAGUCAUCGACUAUCCGCUGAACAAGACCACACUGAUUGCUGGUUCUGUAGGUCUUGUCUUGUUUAUCUUCAUCUGCGGCCUCAGUGUGUGUGUCUGCCGACGUCGAGGCUACUGUAAGAAGGAAAAGAAAACAAAAAGUAUAAACUACUACAGUCCUCCUCCUCCACCUCCAUUUCCUGGUCUCAACCUAAAGAACUACAAACAAACUCAGUCGUUCAUGAUCUGAAGGAGAAGCGAUGAACUCUAAAGUGUACGCUUACUGUACUUGGACAACGCACUGGAAUGUUACUGUCAUGGCCGCUGACUUUCUGGCUAACAAAGGCAAAACAACAACAGGAAACUUCUUAAAUAGAUCUAUUGACUGUAUUGACCUACCCGAGUGUCGAGUGGAAGUAACUGCCCGCGUGCACCGUAGCAACCGCAGGCUGGUUGAAAACAAAAAAGCACCACUACGGCAGUUAUUUUAUAAUAAGCUAACAUUCAAAUCAAACAAUAGUGCAAAAA